Trichechus manatus latirostris (Florida manatee) is the source of this 3167-nucleotide messenger RNA. It is a transcript of the gene ADD2, whose product is annotated as adducin 2. The record is from RefSeq and is a predicted model, not a curated record. Gene Ontology annotation, molecular function: actin filament binding. Gene Ontology annotation, cellular component: postsynaptic density; plasma membrane; cytoskeleton. NCBI's taxonomy places the organism in Eukaryota, Metazoa, Chordata, Mammalia, Sirenia, Trichechidae. The transcript has 15 exons. Bases 217 to 2271 code for a protein of 684 amino acids. Gene Ontology annotation, biological process: barbed-end actin filament capping.
GCAAAGUAGCAGAAGCAAGGCCAUACCAGUCUCCUCUCUCCCCUUGGGAAGUCUCUCAGGGAUUGCUCCUUCCAGAUGUUUGAAAUCGUGUAGAUUCGGUCGGUGUCCCUGAGAGUGGAGCAGGGUGUGCAAGCCAAGCACUGAGAAGAGCGAGCCUUGGACGAGGCUGGUCCAGCGUCCUGGGUUCCAGGAGUGGAUUGCAAACCCACCAGGAAAAUGAGUGAAGAGACAGUCCCCGAGGCUGCCUCGUCGCCGCCCCCCCACGGGCAGCAUUACUUUGACCGCUUCUCAGAGGAGGACCCUGAGUACAUGCGCCUGCGCAACCGCGCUGCGGACCUGCGGCAGGACUUCAACUUGAUGGAGCAGAAGAAGCGCGUCACCAUGAUCUUGCAGAGCCCAGUGAGUGGUCCCGACCAAGACUUUUCCACGAUGACGCCCAUCAACGACCUCCACACAGCUGACUCCCUGAACCUGGCCAAGGGGGAGCGACUCAUGCGGUGCAAGAUCAGCAGUGUCUACCGACUCCUGGACAUCUAUGGCUGGGCCCAGCUGAGCGACACCUACGUCACGUUGCGGGUCAGCAAGGAGCAGGACCACUUCCUGAUCAGCCCUAAGGGAGUUUCUUGCAGCGAAGUCACAGCAUCUAGCCUGAUCAAGGUGAACAUCCUGGGAGAGGUGGUGGAGAAGGGCAGCAGCUGCUUCCCAGUGGACACCACGGGCUUCUGCUUGCACUCGGCCAUCUACGCAGCCAGGCCCGAUGUGCGGUGCAUCAUCCACCUGCACACCCCUGCCACGGCCGCGGUGUCAGCCAUGAAGUGGGGCCUCCUGCCUGUCUCCCACAGUGCCCUGCUGGUGGGAGACAUGGCUUAUUAUGACUUCAAUGGGGAAAUGGAGCAGGAAGUGGAUCGAAUCAACCUGCAGAAGUGCCUUGGACCCACCUGCAAGAUCCUGGUGCUAAGAAACCAUGGAGUGGUUGCUCUAGGUGACACCGUAGAGGAGGCGUUUUAUAAGAUCUUCCACCUGCAGGCUGCAUGUGAGAUACAGGUGUCCGCUCUGUCCAGUGCUGGGGGAGUGGAGAACCUCAUCCUUCUGGAGCAGGAGAAGUACCGGCCCCACGAGGUGGGCUCCGUGCAGUGGGCGGGGAGCACCUUCGGGCCCAUGCAGAAGAGCCGGCUAGGGGAGCACGAGUUUGAGGCCCUCAUGAGGAUGCUGGACAACCUGGGUUACAGAACAGGCUACACAUACCGUCACCCUGUUGUUCAAGAGAAAACCAAACACAAAAGUGAGGUGGAGAUCCCAGCCACGGUCACAGCCUUCGUGUUUGAAGAGGACGGCACCCCAGUGCCUGUCCUACGGCACCAUGCCCAGAAACAGCAGAAGGAGAAGACCCGCUGGCUCAACACUCCCAACACCUACCUGAGGGUCAACGUGGCUGACGAGGUCCAGAGGAGCAUGGGCAGCCCUCGGCCCAAGACCACAUGGAUGAAGGCUGAUGAAGUCGAGAAAUCCAGCAGUGGCAUGCCCAUACGGAUCGAAAACCCAAACCAAUUUGUGCCUCUCUAUACUGACCCCCAAGAAGUGCUGGACAUGCGGAACAAGAUUCGAGAACAAAAUCGGCAGGACGUGAAGUCGGCAGGGCCUCAGUCCCAGCUCCUAGCAAGCGUCAUCGCCGAGAAGAGCCGGAGCCCGUCUACAGAGAGUCAGCUGAUGUCCAAGGGCGAUGUGGAUACCAAAGACGAUUCAGAGGAGACCAUGCCCAACCCCUUCAGCCAACUCACCGACCAGGAGCUGGAGGAGUACAAGAAAGAGGUGGAGAGGAAGAAACUAGAGCUUGAUGGAGAAAAAGAAAUUGCCACAGAAGGGCCUGGGUCGCCUGUGAAGUCUGCACCUACUUCUCCAGUGAAGAGUCCAUCAGAGUCAGAGACAAAAAGCCCCGUGGUGUCUCCGUCCAAGACUUUGGACGAAGAUGCUAAGAAGACAGAAAUAAGCAAACCCCCCACAGAGCCCGAAAAAUACCAGUCAGAAGAGGUGGUGGUCAACGGGAGGGAGGACGAGCAGACUGCGGAGGAAAUCCUCAGCAAAGGCUUGAGUCAGAUGACCACCAAUGCCGACACGGAUGUCGAUACCUCCAAGGACAAAACCGAGUCAGUCACCAGUGGUCCCAUGUCCCCAGAGGGCUCACCUUCCAAGUCUCCCUCAAAGAAGAAAAAGAAAUUCCGAACCCCAUCCUUCCUGAAAAAGAGCAAAAAGAAGGAGAAAGUGGAGUCCUGAUUCAUGGCACUCACGGGCUCCCACCUGCAUCCUCUCUUUCCUCCCCUCCCCUUCUCCCAUCUCUGUCCCUGGAAGCACAGGGCUAAGGAGGGGUAAAAUAGGACCCUGGAUCACACUCUGAGGGGAAUCUUAGAGAUCACCCAGCCAACCCCUCAUUUUACAGUUGCCCCAGAGAAAUCAGGUGAUUUGCCGAAGGUCACACAGCUGGUUAGCGGCAGAGCCUGCACUAGAAUUCAGGUCUCCUGACUCCCAGUCCAGUGCUCUUUCCACUACACAACACUGCCUAGUUGUGGGCCACCUUUGUGAGGAUGUUGCCCAUUCAUCUGAGCCCAGGGCAUGAAGGCCAGAAAUGGGUCACAAGCUCUCACAGGCUCAGGCUAAAUCAGAGAGGUUAAGGCUUCCGCUGAGCAAGAUUCACUUUCUUUGAGAGAAUCCAAUCUCCAGCUGAUGGAGAAAUGACCAUGUUUAGAAGCCUUUCUUCUUUUUUCUAUUUAGGGUCCUGCCCUGCUGCUCAAAGUAACCAUACAAUUGACCCCUAUAACAGAAGUUAAUAUUUGCUCCCAAGGGCUGAUGGCUUAGCUUGUACUUCCCCAACCACUGACCCUGAGCUUUCUUCAUGGAACCUCUUGAGUGACAGGUGGAGAGUUGUAAGAGUUGACAGACAUAAGGGAAGGCCAAGUCAGACUAAGCAUUGGGGAUGGCUUAAUUGAUGUAAGGUGCCAGGAACUUGACCCAUUCCAAUUGUGCAUCUCAGGCACUUCAAAAUUAAACCAAAUUUAGCAUAGAAGAAAAGUUUUCUUAUGCUCAGGGCAUAAAUUUGGGGAAAUUUGGAUUCCCUGUUGGCUUUGGGUUAUAUAAGGAAGAUCAGAGCAGCAAGAGAAUACUAAGCCUUUCUG